CUUCCUCAGCCAAUCACAGGUCAACUCGAUUCGACGCAGGCUCGACAAGUCAAAGCUAGCUACGACGCGAGCGAGCUCCCGCCCUGUUUGCGUCCACAACCGCCUUCGAAUGUUUGUCUUUUACUCGAACAAUAACAACGUUUGCCGACAUUAAAAGUGUUACCGGUGAGUGGACACCUGUGUGCGCGCGCCGCUGUGAGAUGGGAAGAGAGAAGGACGCAAAAGGGAACGGGAAGGCCAAGAACAAGGAGACGAAACUUAAAAGGCUGAGCGACCAUGAGCGCGCCGGCGCCGGCGGGGACGCGCACCACAAAAGCACAAAGCGAAGUAAAUCUGCAGAGAAAGCUGAUCAUGGAAAGUCUAAGAAGGUCAAAACACCCAAGAAGGAGACCCCAGAGCCAGCCGUCAGUCACAGCACUUCGCGGAAACAGGAGCCAGAAGACGACGACGACUUUACGGUGAAGAAGAAAGGGUUGAAAAGGAAAAGGAUAAAGGACGAGCCAGCGGAGGGGCCGUCGUGUUCCCCUGCCGCAACUGUUUCCAAGGGGGAAAAAAAGCCACAUGUGAAGGACGAGGAAUGUGAAGGAGAAACUCAGAAAAAGAAGCCAAAAAAGAGGACGGAGAAGGCAGUAAAGAAGGAGGAAGGAGGAGAGCAUUCAGUGUCGAAAAAACCUAAGAGGACUGAGGAGGCGAGACAGUUGAAGAUCAAAAAGAAGGAGGAGGAGGAGCAGAAUCGCUGGAGAUGGUGGGAGGAGGAAAAGUAUGAAGAUGGGGUGAAAUGGAAGUUUCUGGAACACAAAGGACCCUGCUUCCCUCCCGAGUACCAGCCUCUACCGGACAACGUUCACUUUUACUACGACGGUAAGAAGGUGAAGCUGAGCCUGGCCACGGAGGAAGUGGCGAUGUUCUUUGCCCAGAUGUUGGACCAUGAGUACACCACCAAAAAAGUCUUCCGGGAGAACUUCUUUACAGACUGGAGGAAGGAGAUGACCCACGAGGAGAGGUCACUGAUUCGAGAUCUGGACAAAUGUGACUUUGGAGAGAUCCAUGCGAUGCACAAAGCCAAGGUGGAGGCCAGGAAAAACAUGACCAAGGAGGAGAAACUGGUCAUAAAAGAAGCCAAUCUGAAGAUAACGGAGGAGUACGGCUACUGUCUGCUGGACCAACACAAAGAGCGCAUAGGCAACUUUAAGAUUGAGCCUCCGGGGCUGUUCAGGGGUCGAGGCGAGCACCCCAAACAGGGCAUGCUGAAGAAAAGGAUCCAGCCCGAGGACGUCAUCAUCAACUGCAGCAAAGCAUCCAGUGUCCCGGUGCCGCCAGCCGGUCACCGCUGGAAGGAAGUUCGACAGGACAACACCGUGACGUGGCUGGCCUGCUGGACGGAGAACAUCCAGAACAACAUCAAAUACAUCAUGCUCAAUGCCAACUCCAAGCUCAAGGGAGAGAAAGACUGGGAGAAAUACGAGGUCGCUAGGAAACUGAAGACGUGCGUGGACGACAUCCGUAACCAGUACCUCCUGGAUCUCAAGUCCAGAGAGAUGGGCACUCGCCAGAGGGCUGUGGCCCUCUACUUCAUAGACAAGCUGGCACUGAGGGCGGGUAACGAGAAGGAGGAGGGAGAGACGGCGGACACAGUGGGCUGUUGCUCGCUGCGUGUCGAGCACAUCACCCUGCACGAGCGACUGGAGGGCAACGACUGUGUGGUGGAGUUCGACUUCCUAGGUAAAGACUCCAUCCGCUACUACAACAAGGUCCCCGUCAUCAAGAAGGUUUUCAAGAAUCUUAAACUGUUCCUGGAAAACAAGAAAGACGGAGACGACCUCUUUGAUCGCCUCAACACAACCAUGCUGAACAAGCACCUGAGUACCCUGAUGCCGGGUCUGAGUGCGAAGGUCUUCAGGACGUACAACGCCUCCAUCACCCUGCAGCAGCAGCUCAAAGAGCUCACAAACAAUUCUGACAACGAGGCAGAGAAACUGCUGUCCUACAACAGGGCCAACAGAGCAGUUGCUAUUCUCUGUAACCACCAGCGGGCGCCGCCAAAGACCUUUGACCAGUCUAUGGCGAAUCUUCAAUCCAAAAUUGAUGCUCGCAAGGAGAAGCUGGACCUGGCUAAGACGGAGCUGAAACAGGCCAAGAAGGAGGCCAAGACCAAAGGCAGCUCAGACCAGAAGCUGCAGACGCUGGUGGAGCGGAAGAAGGUGGCGGUGAAGCGCUGCGAAGAGCAGCUGCUGAAGAUGGAGGUGCAGGCGACUGACCGGGAGGAGAACAAGCAGAUCGCGCUGGGUACCUCCAAGCUCAACUACCUGGACCCACGCAUCAGCGUGGCUUGGUGUAAGAACACGGAGUUACCUGUAGAAAAAAUAUACAAUAAGACCCAACGGGACAAGUUUGCCUGGGCCAUCGACAUGACAGAGGCAGACUUUGUGUUCUAACUUUAAUCUUCUUUAACAGUCUCAUAAACUGAUACCAUGAUGCAGUCAAGGAACCCUUCACUUUAUAUAUAACAUACAAUACUUUAAUGUUGCAUUUGUAUGUUCAGAGUCUGCUGAUGUUGUGCUCAGAUAAUUGUGACAUAUUUUGUUUACUGCUGUUAAGUUCCGUUGUUUUUUAAUUUUGGCACUUUCUCUUGAAGAUAAUUGUUUUGCACUUUGUGUUUUCAUUAAUUUGAAUAAAGGUUCCUUCUAUGCAGUUGAAGGUGUAGUUA
This is a messenger RNA of Scophthalmus maximus (turbot), 2707 nucleotides long. RefSeq names its product DNA topoisomerase I, mitochondrial. Gene Ontology annotation, molecular function: DNA binding; DNA topoisomerase type I (single strand cut, ATP-independent) activity. The transcript is spliced from 20 exons. Bases 201 to 2435 code for a protein of 744 amino acids. Lineage: Eukaryota; Metazoa; Chordata; Actinopteri; Pleuronectiformes; Scophthalmidae. Gene Ontology annotation, biological process: DNA replication; chromosome segregation; DNA topological change. Gene Ontology annotation, cellular component: nucleolus; chromosome. The record is from RefSeq and is a predicted model, not a curated record.